AAGCCCACCAUGCUUUUCUAGUGUGUUUACCUAAUGUUAUGGCCAAGGAGUGUGUGUUCAGUUUUGGGGGCCACCCUCUGAUUGCUCGGCAGAAAAGUGUCCAGGUGGGACAAAUGAUCAUCACACUGGAAGUAUGCCGGAAGAAGAAACAGCUGAGUAAUGUCUGGAAGUCACGGCUUUCUUUCGGAGGGAUGGACCAGGACAACUCACAGCAACGGUCAGCAAACAGGAAUCCCACCAUGAAGCUCCUCCUCCUGUGCGCCCUGCACCUGGUUGCGGGAGAGGAAAGCUGGCGGGGGAGGCCCCGCCGGGAUGUGGCGGGGCCCCUGCACACGGGGGGCGUGCGCGACCCCUUCGGCUCGUACUGCCAGAGGCGAGGAGGCUGCUGCCCGGGAAGAGACGACCUGUGCACGGUGCCUUACCUGGACACCAUCUGCUACUGCGACCUCUUCUGCAACCGCACCGUGUCCGACUGCUGCCCCGACUUCUGGGGCCACUGUCUGGGCGUGGCCCCUCCUUUCAUUGGCUCCUGUGAGAGAAAUGGCAACAGGUUCUUCUCGGGACAAACGUACAAGGAGAACUGCAACUUGUGCACGUGCGGCACCACAGGACGCUGGGAAUGUGAGCAGAACGCAUGUCUGAUAGACGGGGACAUGAUCCAGGCUGUCAACAGAGGGAAUUAUGGGUGGAGGGCCGCGAACUACAGCCAGUUCUACGGCAUGACCCUGGACGAGGGGAUCCGAUACCGACUGGGCACACAGAGACCCUCCAGGAACAUCCUGAACAUGAAUGAGAUCCAGAUGAACAUGGAUUCCCAGGGCGAGGUCUUGCCCGUCUCUUUCAACUCGGCGGACAAGUGGCCGGGCAAGAUCCACGAGCCGCUGGACCAGGGCAACUGCGCGGCCUCCUGGGCGUUCUCCACAGCCGCUGUGGCGUCGGACAGAAUCUCCAUCCAGUCAAUGGGUCACAUGACUCCUCAGCUGUCGCCACAGAACCUCAUUUCCUGCGACACGAGGAACCAGGGCGGCUGCGCUGGCGGGCGUGUGGACGGAGCCUGGUGGUAUCUCCGCCGCAGAGGGGUGGUGACGGAGACCUGCUAUCCAUACCGGCCCCCGCAGCACACGCCGGCAGAGGUGGGCCGCUGCAUGAUGCAGAGUCGCUCGGUGGGCCGGGGCAAGAGGCAGGCCACGCAACGCUGCCCCAACGUGCACAUCUACCACAACGACAUCUACCAGUCCACGCCGCCUUAUAGGCUCUCGUCCAACGAGGAGGAGAUUAUGAAGGAGAUUAUGGACAACGGCCCCGUGCAAGCAAUCAUGGAGGUCCAUGAGGACUUCUUCGUCUACAAGUCUGGCAUCUACAGGCACACGGACGUCAGCUUGACCAAGGCACCGCAGUACCGCAAACACGGCACACACUCCGUCAGGAUAACAGGGUGGGGACAGGACACCGCCUUUGAUGGAGUGCCCAGGAAGUACUGGAUUGCUGCCAACUCCUGGGGGAAGAAUUGGGGUGAGGAGGGUUACUUCCGUAUCGCCCGCGGGGACAACGAGUGCGAGAUCGAGACCUUUGUGAUCGGCGUGUGGGGCCGUAUCGCCAUGGAGGACAUGCACCACCACCACCAUCGCCGCCGCCGCCGCCACAUUUAGACGCCAGACAGGAAGAAGGCCGCCAACCUCACAGGAGCAUCUGGACUUUGAAGGUGGGCGGAGCCACUGCAGUCUGAGGCCACUCCCACCUCGUCACGCCACAAAGAAGGAAGCGCAGCUCUGAUGAAGCCAGGUGAGGCAGCUCAGGUACCAAAGUCUUCCAAAGGUUCCAGAAAGUCCCCGUGCCACCACAGACCCUUUGGGGACCAGAGAGAACGUGACGCAAGGACACUUCCUGUACCACCAUCUUGUCACAACUACUUCCUGUUCCACCAUCUUGUCGCAACUACUUCGUGUUCCACCAUCUUGUCACAACUACUUCCUGUUCCACCAUCUUGUCACGACUAUUUCCUGUACCACCAUCUUGUCAGGACUACUUUCUGUAAAGCCACCAUUUUGUCACUACUACUUCCUGUAACGCCACCAUUUUGUCAGGACUACUUCCUGUAAAGCCACCAUCUUUUCAGGACUACUUCCUGUAACACAACCAUUUUGUCAAGACUACUUCCUGUUCCACUACCUUGUCAAAACUACUUCCUGUAAUGCCACUAUUUUGUCAGGACUACUUCCUGUACCACCACCUUGUCAGAACUACUUCCUGUAACGCCACCAUAUUGUCAGGACUACUUACCCUACCACUACCUUGUCAGAACUACUUCCUGUAACGCCACCAUUUUGUCAGGACUAUUUCUUCUACCACCAUCUUGUCAGGACUACUUCUUGUAAAACCACCAUCUUGUCAGGACUACUUCUUGUAAAGCCACCACCUUGUCAGGACUACUUCCUGUAACAUCAUCAUUUUGUCAGGAUUACUUCCUCAAACGCCACCAUCUUGUUAGAACUACUUCCCGUAAAGCCACAUUCUAGUCAGGACUACUUCCUGUACCACCAUUUUGUCAGAACUACUUCCAGUUGCACCACCAUUUUGUCAGGGCUACUUCUUGAAAUGCCCCCAUUUUGCCAAGAUUACUUCCUGAAACGCCACCAUUUUGUCAGGACUACUUCCUGAAACGCCACCAUUUUGUCAGGACUACUUCCUGAAAUGCCACCAUUUUGUCAGGACUACUUCCUGAAAUGCCCCCAUUUUGUCACGAUUACUUCCUGAAAUGCCACCAUUUUGUCAGGACUACUUCCCGUAAAGCCACCAUCUUGUCAGGACUACUUCCUGUAACGCAACCAUUUUGUCAGGACUACUUCCUGUAACGCAACCAUUUUGUCAGGACUACUUCCUGUAAUGCCACCAUUUUGUCAGGACUACUUCCUGUAAUGCCACCAUUUUGCAGGACUACUUCCUGUACCACUACCUUGUCAGAACUACUUCCUGUAACGCCACCAUAUUGUCAGGACUACUUACCCUACCACUACCUUGUCAGCACUACUUCCUGUACCACUACCUUGUCAGAACUACUUCCUGUAAUGCGACCAUUUUGUCAAGACUACUUCCUCUACCACCAUCUUGUCAAGACUACUUCUUGUAAAGCCACCAUCUUGUCAAAACUACUUCCUGUAACACUGCCCUCUUGUCAGAACUACUUCCUGUAACGCCGCCAUCUUGUCAGAACUACUUCCUGUAUAAUGUACUAUAACGUGGAAGAACAUUAAGCGCUCAUUACUUCUACCCUUUACAUGUACAUCAUAAUCCAAGCUUCAAAGUUAUGUUUUGUAUAUUUGACUAACUUUAUUUUGAUACUUUCUUCACAUGUUGCUGCUCCUGCCAGACUCCAACCAAAGAUAUUUAUCAGUCAUAAAACAAUUAAAAUAAAUAUAUAUUAGUCAUAGAAGAAAAGACACAAUACAGCACACUUUUAUUCCAACUUAUUUAUUUCUCACACUGCUGGACAAAGGAGCCACUGUAAUGUUAGCAUGUUUCACCACUUCACCAUAACAAACAUCUAAUGUACAUACAUUAUUUAUUACAUGUAUGAUAGCAUGUCUUAUAUGUACAAACCCCGUUUCCAUAUGAGUUGGGAAAUUGUGUUAGAUGUAAAUAUAAACAGAAUACAAUGAUUUGCAAAUCCUUUUCAACCCAUACUCAGUUGAAUAUGUUACAAAGACACCAUAUUUAAAGUAACAAACUUUUUUUUUGUUUGUGCAAAUAAUCAUUAACUUUAGAAUUUGAUGCCAGCAACACGUGACAAAGAAGUUGGGAAAGGGGGCAAUAAAUACUGAUAAAGUGGAACAUCCCACAGGUGUGCAGGCUAAUUGGGAACAGGUGGGUGCCAUGAUUGGGUAUAAAAACAGCUUCCCAAAAAAUAGUCAAACAGUUUAAGAACAACGUUUCUCAAAAGUGCAAUUGCAAGAAAUUUCGGGAUUUCAACAUAGGUCCAUAAUAUCAUCAAAAGGUUCAGAGAAUCUGGAGAAAUCACUCCACGUAAGCGGCAUGGCCGGAAACCAACAUUGAAUGACCGUGACCUUUGAUACCUCGGACGGUACUGUAUCAAAAACCGACAUCAAUCUCUAAAGGAUAUCACCGCAUGGGCUCAGGAACACUUCAGAAAACCACUGUCACUAAAUACAGUUUGUCGCUACAUCUGUGAGUGCAAGUUAAAGCUCUACUAUGCAAAGCGAAAGCCAUUUAUCAACAACAUCCAGAAACGCCGCCAGCUUCUCUGGGCCCGAGAUCAUCUAAGAUGGACUGAUGCAAAGUAGAAAAGUGUUCUGUGGUCUGACGAGUCCACAUUUCAAAUUGUUUUUGGAAAUAUUCGACAUCGUGUCAUCCGGACCAAAGGGGAAGCGAACCAUCCAGACUGUUAUCGACGCAAAGUUCAAAAGCCAGCAUCUGUGAUGGUAUGGGGGUGCAUUAGUGCCCAAGGCAUGGGGAACUUACACAUCUGUGAAGGCACCAUUAAUGCUGAAAGGUACAUACAGGUUUUGGAACAACAUAUGCUGCCAUCUAAGCAUCGUCUUUUUCAUGGACGCCCCUGCUUAUUUCAGCAAGACAAUGCCAAGCCACAUUCAGCACGUGUUACAACAGCGUGGCUUGGUAAAAAAAAAGUGCGGGUACUUCCCUGGCCCGCCUGCAGUCCAGACCUGUCUCCCAUGGAAAAUGUGUGGCGCAUUAUGAAGCGUAAAAUGCGACAGCGGAGACCCCGGACUGUUGAAGGACUGAAGCUCUACAUAAACCAAGAAUGGGAAAAAAUUCCACUUUCAAAACUUCAACAAUUAGUUUCCUCAGUUCCCAAACAUUUAUUUAGUGUUGUUAAAAGAAAAGGUGAUGUAACACAGUGGUGAACAUGCCCUUUCCCAACUACUUUGGCACGUGUUGCAGCCAUGAAAUUCUAAGUUAAUUAUUAUUUGCAACAACAAAAAAUAAUGUUUACGAGUUUGAACAUCAAAUAUCUUGUCUUUGUAGUGCAUUCAAUUGAAUAUGGGUUGAAAAGGAUUGAUGUAUUCUAUUUAUAUUUACAUCAAACGCAAUUUCUCAAAUGUUAGCAUUUCUUAUAUAUGUCUUGGAUACACAUUUUCAAUAGCACCCAUAGGGGGCGCCACAAACGUCAUUUUUGUCCCACUUCCCUGCCAUCAUAGACAAACAGCGUAUCGGAACAAUAGCGUGCGUGCCAAAUACUGAGCCCACUUUUAGCUCCACUUCCCCAGGCAAGUAUUUCCUCCGACAAAUAGCGAGCCCGCCUGCUUACACAAACACUAUGAUGUCAUUCAUAACCGUCUGUAACACGUUUAUAAACUGUUUAUUACCGAGUGGGAGGGGCCUCCAGCGUGGUAACCUGUUGUUACCGCUUUACUUUAAUCACACACACACACACACACUGUGAAUGACUCCGUCAUGACCUCCAGAAUGUGCUUUUACUACCUUCAGCUGGUCCUUGAACGCACCGCAAGCUCUCCUCCAUUCAUCCUAUUUAUAUGAAAGACAAAUAAAUGAUGUAUUAUAUUUUAGUGCUGACCAAUAAAAGCCUGAGAAAAGCUGA
Messenger RNA from Nerophis ophidion (straightnose pipefish), 5575 nucleotides. RefSeq names its product tubulointerstitial nephritis antigen-like 1 (gene tinagl1). Gene Ontology annotation, biological process: proteolysis. The coding region runs from base 39 to 1649 and encodes 536 amino acids. The transcript has 13 exons. Gene Ontology annotation, cellular component: lysosome. Lineage: Eukaryota; Metazoa; Chordata; Actinopteri; Syngnathiformes; Syngnathidae. Gene Ontology annotation, molecular function: cysteine-type peptidase activity; peptidase inhibitor activity. The record is from RefSeq and is a predicted model, not a curated record.